UGGAUGCCCUCCAUGCACUAGCUAGCCCUUCUCUGUCUGUUAGUGAUCAUGAAGAAUCCAAUGCGACUAUUCUCCGUCGUUUUCCUUCUCUUGCUGCUUGUGGCCACGGAGAUGGGGCCAAUAAUGGUUGCUGAGGCCAGGACAUGCGAGUCUCAGAGCCAUCGAUUUAAGGGCAUAUGCAUUCGGCACAGCAACUGCGCUACUAUUUGCCAAACUGAAGGCUUCCAUGGAGGACACUGCCGAGGGCUACGCCGUCGCUGCUUCUGCACUAAGCAUUGUUAGUCAAUAUAUAUGAGGACAAGCAAAUCAUACGUUAUCCUCUUCACUGGGGCUUUGUGAGCUUCAGAAUAAGAUUAUGGUUCGUGCGUUUGUCAUAUGUGAUCCUUAAUUAAGUAUGUGUUAACCCUGUUUUGGCUUAAUUUGUAUUUCUUUAAUGAGACUAUGAUUCUGCUUAUCUA
Molecule: messenger RNA, 458 nt
Organism: Hevea brasiliensis (rubber tree)
Lineage: Eukaryota; Viridiplantae; Streptophyta; Magnoliopsida; Malpighiales; Euphorbiaceae
Product: defensin Ec-AMP-D2
Exons: 2
Coding region: 49-282 (77 amino acids)
Biological process (GO): defense response
Source: RefSeq, a predicted model, not a curated record